This is a messenger RNA of Petromyzon marinus (sea lamprey), 1169 nucleotides long. The record is from RefSeq and is a predicted model, not a curated record. NCBI's taxonomy places the organism in Eukaryota, Metazoa, Chordata, Hyperoartia, Petromyzontiformes, Petromyzontidae.
AUGGCAGGGGGAGUGACCGACUGCUCAACCGGUGGCUGGGCGGCCGUCAACGCGUCAGCGUUUUCAGCGGAGCUGGCGGAGAACGGACAGCGCAAAUUUGGGGGCCCCCCACCGGGCUGGGAGGGCCCCCCCCCGCAGCGAGGCUGCGAAGUCUUCCUGGGGAAGCUGCCUCGGGACCUCUUCGAGGACGAACUCGUGCCGGUGUGCCAGAAGAUAGGAACGAUUUACGAGAUGCGGAUGAUGAUGAACUUCAACGGAGACAACCGCGGCUUCGCCUUCGUCACGUUCACCAGCAGGCAGGAGGCACAGGAAGCCAUCCGACAGCUCAACAACUACGAGAUCAGGUUGGAUGUGUCUCACCUCGACGGCUCUCCCAUCGAGGUGACGCUGGCCAAGCCGGUGGACCGCGACAGCUACGUCCGCUACACACGUGGAGCAGGCAGCCGCAGCUCCGUGCUACAGCAGGCCCAGGCCGAUUGCUUUGGAUUCUACAGCGUCGGGGGAGGUGCUGUUGGGGGCGGGGCCCUGGGGGUGUUCGACUCCUCCCCCACAGGAGGCCCCUCCCCCUACCUGGGCCCGGGGUCACGUGGGGGUCGCGUGGAGCCACGCGUCUUUGACCUCCUGCCCGGCAUGGAGCUGACCCCAACGAAUCCUGCGUCAGUGCGGGUGCAAGGGGCGGCUCGGAGUCCCACGCAGCUACUAGAGGAGCUCUGCCAGACUAACAGCUGGGGACAGCCGAUCUACCAGCUGCACUCUGCUGUGUCUCCAGACCAGCGACAACUUUUCCUCUACAAAGUCGCUAUCCCAGCACUCGCAAGCCAGCUGGCACACACGCACCCGUUCCAGCCCAGCAAGUUGUGUGUCUCUGUGGAGGAGGCAAAGCUGCUGGCGGCAGACCACGUGGUGCAGGCGCUGUGCAUGCCGGGAGGGAGCGGGGGCCACGCCCCUCCGGGGGAGGCCGACCACGUGGUGCAGGCGCUGUGCAUGCCGGGAGGCAGCGGUGGUCAUGCUCCCCCCGGGGAGGCCCCGGGAAGCUUCGCGGGUAUGUGAGGUCGGUACGCACAGAGGUACACACACAGACAGAUACACACACACAUAGAUACAUACACACAGAUGCAUACACGUACACAUAGAUACAUACACAUACACACACAUACAUAUACAUACAC